This is a messenger RNA of Rhincodon typus (whale shark), 6432 nucleotides long. RefSeq names its product oxysterols receptor LXR-beta-like. Bases 54 to 1367 code for a protein of 437 amino acids. Gene Ontology annotation, biological process: cell differentiation; negative regulation of transcription by RNA polymerase II; lipid metabolic process. Gene Ontology annotation, molecular function: RNA polymerase II cis-regulatory region sequence-specific DNA binding; nuclear receptor activity; zinc ion binding. NCBI's taxonomy places the organism in Eukaryota, Metazoa, Chordata, Chondrichthyes, Orectolobiformes, Rhincodontidae. The transcript has 9 exons. The record is from RefSeq and is a predicted model, not a curated record.
CAGCUUCCCACUGGGAUUGUAUUUUCAGAAUGCAGUGGCACACAUGAUGGAAGAUGUCCUUCCCAGCUGUAAAUGGCUUGGAUGCUGGCCACGAAGGUGACAAAAGUAUCACAGAGCCUGUCACAGAGGACAGUGCAGACAGCGCACAGCAUCAUGUGAAGGAAGAGGAGGUGGAGGAGAGUGGUGACUGUGUCGCCACGCUCCAUAAUGGUACAUUCUCCGCCGAGCCAGAAUUUUCCCUAAGUAUCUGUGGGGAUGAGCCAAUGGUAAAGCGCAAGAAGGGCCCAGCCCCGAAGAUGUUGGGGAAUGAGGUUUGCAGCGUCUGUGGGGACAAGGCAUCAGGCUUUCACUACAACGUGCUGAGCUGUGAGGGCUGUAAAGGCUUCUUCCGUCGCAGUGUCAUCAAGAGUGCACAAUACACCUGCAAGAACAGUGGCAAGUGUGAAAUGGACAUGUACAUGCGCAGGAAAUGCCAGGAGUGCCGGCUGCGAAAAUGUCGCGAGGCAGGAAUGAGAGAACAUUGUGUUCUGUCGGAAGAGCAGAUCCGCAACAAGAAGCAGAAGAAGCGGGAGGAUGACAUGGCUCAGACGUUGGUGGUGACAGCAGAGGACUCACCGGUGGCAGUGGACAUCGCCAGGCUCACGGUGGAACAGGAAGAGAUGAUCCAGCAGCUGGUGGCCGCACAGCAGCAGUGUAACAAGCGAUCAUUCAGCGACCAGCCGAAAGUAACGCCUUGGCCACAAAGUAAUGACCCCCACAAUCGAGAGACACGACAGCAACGCUUUGCCCACUUCACAGAGUUGGCAAUCAUCUCCGUGCAAGAGAUCGUCGACUUUGCCAAGCAGAUUCCGGGCUUCCUUGACCUCUCACGGGAGGACCAGAUUGCACUAUUGAAGGCAUCCACAAUUGAGAUUAUGUUGCUGGAGACAGCACGGCGAUAUAACCAUGAGACAGAAUGCAUCACUUUCCUCAAGGAUUUCACAUACAGCAAAGAUGACUUUGCACGGGCUGGGUUGCAGGUUGAAUUCAUAAACCCAAUCUUUGAAUUUUCGAAAGGUAUGAGGAAGCUGCAAUUAGAUGACGCCGAGUAUGCCCUGCUCAUAGCCAUCAACAUCUUCUCAGCAGACCGACCUAAUGUUCAAGACCACGCAUUGGUGGAGAGGCUCCAGCAGCCGUAUGUAGAAGCACUUCAUUCGUACUUGCGCAUCAAGAGACCAAAGGACCACCUGAUGUUUCCUCGGAUGCUGAUGAAGCUGGUCAGUCUCCGGACCCUGAGCAGUGUCCACUCGGAACAGGUCUUUGCCCUCAGGCUUCAGGACAAGAAGCUGCCACCCCUGCUUUCUGAAAUAUGGGACGUUCACGAGUGAACAAGCGAAAAGCCGUAAGCAGGAGAGGAGCGGGUGGUGUACACAUUUUUUUUUACAAAAGAAAACUGAAAGAGAAUGUAGGAGAAAAAAAUCUGUCUCAUUUUUUAAAAACGAAGACUCAAAGGAAACAAUGAUACAAGAAGUUCUGACCAAUGUAUGUGAGAGGGAGGAUUUAAAAAAAAGAGACAAACAUUAAACUUUUUUGUGGAUGUGGGACUUGGAUGUCCAGAUGUUGAAGAGACAUCCAUCACUGCACUUACUGGACUGAGAGACUUGAGUCUCCACUUGUUCUUAAUGCAGUGGUACUGUUGCCACUGCUCACCUUAUCUCCUUUGUUCUUUGUUUAACAUCCAUUGUUUACCAACCCCAAAAAAGAUUUUAACGUGAUUUCUUUUGCUCAAUAAUAUAUGAAGUUUAAUUAUUUUUUUUAUUGAGCGCAUUUUCAGAAAGAUAGAUCAAAUUCAAUCUGGUAUUGGAAAGCAGUUGUUGCAAAGACUAUAUUUGUGCACAUGUGUGUUUUCAUGAGAGUUUUAGUCAUGUUCCAAAUGAAGGGAGUUGGGUUUUGCUGCCAAAUAGGCAACGUUACGCAGAGAGAAAAAAAGUUUAAUUUUUUUUAACAAACAUAAGCACUACACCCCAUCGCUUGUUUCCUUGAUCUCUGAAGCAAUUAAUUGUUGGUCAUUGCUAUGACUAAUUGCAGUUUCUGAUAAUUAUCUUGUAAUUCUGUUAACUAUUGGAUUUGUGACUGGGGAAGGCAUCAAAGUUCUUUUUUCCUAAGGGAUCAUAGUAUUCAGGGAUUUAUUGAUGUAAGUUGCACAGAUGGGUUUCUUCCCACAUGUAAUGUUUGAAUAACGACGAGGUUUUCAAAUCUUUCAUUCAUAGGAUGUGGAUGCUGCAGGCAAGGUCAGCAUUUGUUGCCCAUUCUUAGUUGCCCUUUAGGAAGAUGAUGGUGAGCUGCCUCCUUCACUAUAACCGAGCAGCCAACUGAAUCGUUGCAGAGUUAAGACUCCAUCACCUUGUUGUGUGGCACUGGUGUCUGGUAGGCUGGUUAGCUAAGGACACCAGAUUUCCACUUCUCAAUUGAAUCAAUUAGUGACUGAGUGAGGUGAGAAACUGGUUGAAUUCUGCCAGCCAGUCUUGGAGAGGGGAGGAGAUUGCCUUUGAACAUCACUGAUGGCCUUAGUUGAAACAUGGGUUGUUUUCCUUCCUGUAUUGAAUGCACUAGUCUCUUUGUCUCUUUUUGUCUCAUUCUACGUAUGUCUGUCCAGUAUCUCGCACUCUAGCCACAUGUACAUCCUCUCGUGCUCUGCACUUUAUCUCUGACAGGCUUUUUAGUAUGUGUGUUUUAUUCAUUGUAUGUAUGUCUGUCUGUCUCAUUUUCUUUUUGUGUGUCGUGAGUGUAUAUAUUUAUAUUAUAUAUACUUCAUCGCAUAGUCGUGGACAUCAAAUACGUUUCACAGUAUCAAUCUGAUAUCCAAUUUCUUGAUGUUCAUAUGUGUGUGUAAGAGGGCAAAAAAGCAGCUGGAACGCAAAAGAUGAACAAAGAGAACUUUUUGUACAAAAAAGGGAAAAUUGAAAAAAAAAGGUAGAAAUAUAUGCAAGGACAAAUGUAUGAGCCCCAAGCCAAAAUGAAUUUGAUUUAGAUAUUCGAUUACGGGUGGACUGUCUGAAGCAGCUGCAGGUACACAUUCUUGCUUUGAAGCCUAUGAAAGCAGCCCUACCUGUGUAGCUCACUUUUUGGAGAGUGGGGAGAUGCUGCACCUUCAGCGUCACUGGACAGUCAGUUGAGUCACUCCACUAACCGGUACCUGUGCCCAAAAGAGUUUUGCAAGCAAAAUGAUUUUAAAACAAAAACUUUGUUUUUUUCACAAUAACGACCAUUAUCAACAUUUCCACCACUGUCUUGUGCUGAUCGUUGACCCAUCCCCAUAUCCCCCUCAAUAUUUGCACAUGGAGACCCUACUGAAAUGCCUCCAUCACUUUGUUCCUUGUAUAUUACAUGGGGUUCCACUCAUCUGGGUGUGUAAACUCAUAAAUGGAACUAAGGUACAGAUCAGGAGCUGAAUGGUCUCCUCCUGUCUCUUCUGCUCUCAAUUCCUCCAUUUUCGAAGGCAGUGAGGUAUGCUUCUGGCGGUGAGACUUUGAGGGUUCUGGGCACUUUCUGGUUUCAUUGCUAAAUGACCUUGAGUGAUAUUCCCAAGUGAUGUUCUUUCACCUUUCAACAGAUGGAGCUGUAAUCACAUUCCUGACCAACACAUGCGUGUUCCAGUGCAAAGUGAAGAUUUAUUCCUCAACUGUCUGGUCAAAGAGUCCUGAGAUUCAUUUUAGUGACUCCAACUCAAGUUCAGGCACCUGCAACAUAGGCUGGGAGUCAAACCCCUCACCACUGGGCUUCUAUCCUUAACUCCAAUGCCUCUAAAUCCCACAUUGCUUGAAUGUCUCUGUCCACCUGCACUGCCAAAGGCUGUACUUAACAGCAGUGAAACAGUUUUUGCAGCUCCGGGACUAUCUGCUUUUAUUUCAGAUUUCUAGCAUCUGCAGUACUUCGCUUCAGUUUUCACAGCUCAAUUACAUACUGAUUUGUUCUGAGGAGCUUAGGGGUCCAAUUCAUUUCCACACUGAAGUAAUUGUAUUUUAGAGUUUUUCGAAAUUAGUUGUAUUUUCCUUUCCUCCUUGUUUUGGUUAAUGAGAGUUUGGGGUCAGUUCAGCAAUGCUGGGCCUGAGAGAGCAGGCAGGCUAACCUGCUCCUAAACCUUUGACAACAUUAGACUUGUAAAUAGGAUCCGUUGCCCCACCAGUGAAUGGAAAAAAACUUAUGAUCUGGGGAAGCACUUUAGAAUGAAUAAAAGCAUCAUGCAGUUUUAACCCUUGCUUUUUCUCACUCCCUUGACAUUUCUGGUACCUUUUAUUUUUAGUCUUGUAUGGAAUUCUUGCAUCACACACCUCUAAUGCACAAAAAUUACCAUUCAGAUGUUUUGUACUGUUGAGGGCUUUCUCCCCUGGAGAUUUUCUAAUGCGUGCCCUUUUUUUUUGAACCUUUGUAAUUAGGAAAAGUGCCUCGUUGAUGUCACAUCCACUGGAAAGCUUGCAUCUCAUUUGCACAGUCUUGUUAAUUGUUUGCACAUGGGCUCGCAGCUUAAACUCCCAGCCUGAGGGCUCUUGUGGUGUAGUGGUAGUGUCCCUACCUCUGAGCUGGAAGACCUGGGUUCAAGCCUCACUUCUGAACAGGUUGAUUAAAAAUAUUUUUUAAAAACUCCUGCCCUUGAUUUCUGCUCCAUUUAAUCUCUUACUGACCAAUGAAUUGACCCAAGUUUGAGAGAAUUUUGUGUUUUCCCCAUCUGCAGUUUGUUUGAACAUUUUCUGUUGGUGUUCCUGUAUUUUAGAUCUGAGAAAGGAUGAAGACGGUGGAGAAACAGCUGAAAUUUUACGUGUACUUCUUUUCAUUACCUGUGUAUGCAUUGAACUGAAGCACACUGCUAUGUGCUGCAUGAAGAUUGAUGGGAGUGAACACUCCCUACCUUUGUACAUCUGCGCAAUCAGAAUUAUGAUCCCAAAAGCGGGGACAUUAUUGCACAGGAUAUUUUUAAAAAAGCUUAUUUUUUUGAGACCGGAACCUCUGCACUUGCAACUUGAAAGCCACAGUGCCAAUACUGAGUAGUCACAGGUAAAUUUGCAUAGAGCAGAUGACACAGAGUUGUAAAGCUUCUCCUACUGUGUUCCUCAACAAUGCACCUCAGCUGUGAUUCGAAAGGGACCCUAACCGUAACCCUAACCCUUGCCUGAAUGUCCAUGGUGUUUUUAACAUAACUAAAAUAAGUAUUCUCCUUGAUCCCACUGGAUACUCUGUAUUCCUUGAUAAUCAAGCACAGUGACACUUCAUAUUGGAAAUCUGGCAGUUUUGCACUCUCCCCGACUCUCCCAAAUAAUCCAGAUUUGUCCUGUGAUGCUUUGACAUUGCCCAAACAAAUUUUCCUUCCAAGUGCUGUAGUGCCCAAAAAGAGGGGAAUUCCGUUCAGCAGGGGCACCCUUAACUACAAAGGUCAGGGACCAGUUUGGAGCUCCUUCAGCAUCCAGAGCCUAUCAAAGGAAGGCUGAAGUGGUCUUUCCACUCUCUCUCUCCAUAAAACAGAGUGAGCAGGGAUGCUAGGUGGGGUGGAAUAUAAGCAGAAGGAGUGUGACUUGUGUCUUAACCAUGAAUGACUCCCUUGGCUUUGGACCUCUGAUUCUUUCACAACUUCACUCAAAGGCAGUGACUCUCACUUGGGCAUGGUAUUGUGGGUGCUGGUUGCCUGGUAUCUGACCCAAGUUAUCGUUCUUCUCAUGGUUUCAGCUAAGUCUGUAUGACGCUGUUCCACCUGAAGUAACACUUUUCAAUGCCUUGAGUUCAUUUUAAUCCUUUGGAUUUGAGUUUUAUUUCCAGGUUUGCAGUUAUUCUCCUACUGAGCAUAUAAGUGAGAGCUCUGUCAAAGGGCCUCUGCCAACAUUACUCCGAAGCUAACCAUGCGUUUUGUAUGUUUCUUCCUUUGCUGUCCCUCAAGAACUCAUUGGGAAUCAUUUCAACCGAUGGGCAUUGGUAUAAAAUGGGAUGAUACAGAGGAUUCAUACCCUUCCCGAAUCCAAUUUUCCCAGAUAAUUUGAGACUUUAGUUUCUGCACCCCAAGUUAAAAUAUCUAUAUUGAGUAACUCUUAGGUGAAUGUAGAGGCAGUGGGAGCUAAUUCAAACUGGCUUCUCUGCUGUAGCUCAAAGAAGUAGCCCCUUUUCAUGUGUGACUGUGGACAGGGUGCGCUGGUGAUUUGAGUGGUACAUCACGCACAAUGUAAAUUUUAAAAGGCUUAAGGGAGAUGUUCACCAUGUGAGAUAUUGGCGUCACUGUGCUAAUUAAUUGCCGAGCAACGCAUUGUCCUAAUCUAUUAGAGUUCAGUAACGCUAAUAAAAUUCAGCCCGAUGCAAUGUGGGGAGUGGGCAUUUUCAUUUGGAGAGCUCUCUACAGGAUUAGUAACUGUUUGAAAAAUGUUUCUCAGUUAGUACUUGUUUGCUGGCAAUUAAAAUAUUAAUGUGAACCCA